Suillus subaureus is the source of this 999-nucleotide messenger RNA. RefSeq names its product ribonuclease H-like domain-containing protein. Lineage: Eukaryota; Fungi; Basidiomycota; Agaricomycetes; Boletales; Suillaceae. Gene Ontology annotation, molecular function: 3'-5' exonuclease activity; nucleic acid binding. Gene Ontology annotation, cellular component: nucleus; cytoplasm. The transcript is spliced from 4 exons. The record is from RefSeq and is a predicted model, not a curated record. Gene Ontology annotation, biological process: nucleobase-containing compound metabolic process. Bases 1 to 999 code for a protein of 332 amino acids.
AUGUCUGGCACUGCAGAAGGCUCUGUCAAAACUGCAGUCUCACGUCCAGAGCUUCCGCGCUACUUCUGGCGUGAUCAAAGCCCUGCUCCUACCCGGAUUCGAUACAUUACAAAUCACCUGGAAGCAAAUUUCGAGUUGUCUCGGUUGGCCAUAGGACCUCUUGGUUUUGACCUAGAAUGGCGCCCCAACUACAGGAAGGGUGGGAGCGAGAACCCCGUAGCGCUUGUUCAGCUCGCUGGUUUCGACACCAUAUUGCUCCUGCAAAUAAGCGCUAUGUCAGAAUUUCCGUCGAAAUUGAGGGAAGUGCUUUGGGAUCCAUUGCGAGUCAAGGCCGGCGUUAGCAUUCAACGUGAUUGCCAAAAGUUGUAUCAGGAUUGGGGCGUUUCAACACGCAACUGCGUAGAGCUAGCCCUUCUUGCCCGUUCGGUCGAUAACGCCCGAUGGAAGGGAAAGUACACCAACCCACUUGGGUUAUCUCGCCUUCUUGAGACCUACGUGGGUUUCUCUUUGGCGAAGGGAAAGGUACAACGCAGCAAUUGGGAGCUCCGUCUUUCUUCAGCCCAGCAAGACUAUGCAGCGAACGACGCACGUGCUGGGUAUGCUAUCUAUACUCAGUUGAUCGCCUUGGCUCGAGAUGUGCCCAAUACAGACCCAUAUUACUAUUCUCUCAGUGUCGUGAAUGGCUUCGUGCUAGAUCACCUUGGGAUUUCUCAGUGGAUUCCCCACAACCCUUAUUACGAUCCAGGCCCGCCGCCUCCGCCCAAGGAACCGAAGGAACUGAAAGAGAGAAAGAAAACACCCAGAGCACCAACGUCGAGUGCCGUCAGUCAAGCCACAGGCUCGUCCGGAUCCUCUUCCCAGGACGGGACCAGUAUGAGAAAUGACGGACAGGGUCCUCUACUUGGCACCAGUGUCCCCGCUGCCCCUGUCGUGAACUCACGAGCAGGGGCUUUCCAUCGAAUUCCUCGUAAUCGCCCUACUUCCACCCAACGGCCUUAG